GCACAGUUUUCAAAUUCCGAGGUUUGCCCUGGAACAAACAUCGUGAAGUCGGAGAUAAGAUCAACAUGGGUUUCAAUGCGAUGGUGGAGAAUCCUGGCACCAAAUUACCUCAAGUACUCACUCGGGAACUGGAGUGUAUUGGAUGUAAAUGA
Paramuricea clavata is the source of this 152-nucleotide messenger RNA. The record is from the annotation of a GenBank genome assembly. Lineage: Eukaryota; Metazoa; Cnidaria; Anthozoa; Malacalcyonacea; Plexauridae.